GUAUAAAUCUCAUCUGGACCCAUUUUCUCAGUCACGGUCACAUUAAUAUUUAUCACAAAUUUUUUACAACUGUUUAUUUUCAUUUUUAAUGAGUUUGAACUUGAGCACAAUCCAUUGUUGAAAAAUUAAAUAUAUAUAUAUUAAACAACGGAAAUUGUGCCGGUAACAUAAUGUUACAAAUUAAAAGUACCAUAAUACGGAAAUAAAUAAACUUUACAAUGAUAUAUAAAAACAUAAUAAAAGUUUAACUUGAUUUUCAAUCAGCAAUAACUUUAUAUAACAUAGGUAUUAAUGUUGUAUCGUUGUUGUAACCAAAUGCUUAAGGAUAAAAAGAGCAACUAAAAGUCAAAGUGGUGGAACAUGGUUGAAAAUGUCAGCAAUUCUAGCUCUGCUUGCGAUAACAGUUCAAAUAAAAAUGGUUUCAGGCAUUGGAAAUGACACAAUCAAUGUGAAAGUUCAAAAAUGUGCAACUGCUGUUUUCAAAUGUUCCAGUUCUGGCGCUGGUGUGACCUGGUUAGGGCCAGAUAUCAACAAUGAUGUACAAAACAAUUUAGUUUACUUUGCAGAUAAAAAAAGAAACCCAAAGCUGAACCAAGGAAAAUAUGUAUUUCACGAAAAUAAAGGAGGUUAUGAACUGAUUAUCACAAAUUUUCAGAAAGGAGACAUUGGUUUUUAUUUCUGCAGAUUUAAUAAUGAUGGACUUUUUUAUGAGACCAAGUAUAACGUAUAUUUAGAAGACAGAGCAAAAGAAACCACGACAACAAAUUGUACGGCUCAAAGUUUAGGGAUCACAACAAGUUUUCCAAUGAUAAUAAAGACAACCAAUUUUCAAUUUCCAAAAAAUCAACAAGGAAACAAUGAACAGACAUUAGUAAUUUUGCUUGUAAUGAUUCCUGUUGUUCUGUUUGGAGGUUGUAUUACAAUUGUUGGACUAGCAAAAGUGAAGGGGACAUCUAUUGAUGAAAUGUUGAGAUCCUUUCUUUUCACAUGUCGAAGAGUUACAAAAAGGCAUGCAUCAAAUGAAGAAAUUAAUGAACAAGAUAAUACUGUAGAAAAUCAGAUGUACCAGAAUUCAAAUGUCCAACCAAAUGGAAAUUCAUCCGAAACGGAAAUACCAUUUCCUGACAGAACAGUUCAUGAUGCAGAUCUUGAUGUUUCUGAUGACACUGGUGCUACCAGCAAUUACAGAAAUACCACUGAGUCAACUGCAGUUAAAUUAUAUGAAUGCACUCCAGGCUUACACUAUGCAGAGGUUUCAAUUAAGCAAGUUGGGUCACAGCAAAUUAAAAUUCAUGGGAUAGAAAACAGGACAAUUUACACCGGAAUAGAUCAUUCACUGAAUAGAGUGGUUGUACAGUCAGACUAUAGUGAUAAUGACAGUGAAGAUGAUUUUAUCUUUAUUCAAAACCUUGAUGUGAACAGUCGUAAUUACGAAAAUACUUGUCUGUAAUCAAUGACAUCAGACAAACUGUUAAAUUGAUAUCAUAAUAAUGCAUAAAAAAGUGCAAUUCUCUAUAAUGCUUUUAAAUCUGUACAAAUUACUAACGCUUUAUAUAUUUGAUCAAUUUAAAAUUUAAUCCUUUAAUGGGAAAGCUCUUGCAUGCCUCUUAUUUUUCUGGUUUAACUAAAUAAAUACAAACAAAAAAACGAAUACCGUAAGUUUUACAAAUCUUGAUUCCAGUUUUAUUUGAAAGUCCAUUUUAGACAUGUUAGAUGAGGUGUUUGUUUGUAUUUCCUAAAAGGACUAUUAUGAAAACGUUUUCUUCGUAAAUAUUAGAUCAUCAAUAUCCAGUUUCAAAAGAAAAUUAACUUAAACAUACUUUGUUUGAACACAAUAACUAUACAUUCGGAUAACCCAGAAUCGUACUCAUAUGGAAACGGAAAAGUAGCACUUACUUCUUAAAUAGGACAUACAUAUAUCUCCAAUAAAGGAGAUUCCACGCAACUCAAACAGGUACAUGUACUAGGAGAUAUUCAACAAUAUGAAUGUAAAGAUAUAAAUUAAUAACAGAAAUGGUCGAAUUCCAUGGGAAUGUUUUGAAACAGAUACAUACCUUUUUAUUCGCGCUAUUCACUGACUAUGUAGCUCUACAUUGAAUAAGUAGAGGGCAAACAGUGAGAUAAAAAGAGAUAAAAAAGUUCACAUAUUAUCUACUUUUAAUUCCUUUUGUUAAUGAAAGCGCAUUAAAGACACCAUAUAGUUUAUUCCAUAUCUUGUUUCUAUAUACAUGUAUUUCAUCUUUGCCAUCAAACACAUCUUUCUUUCAAAAAGAUCUCGAUGUUCUUAAUGAUUUAAAAACUAGACUGUGCUCUUUUUAAGAUUACUUAAUUUAUUGAUGCUUUGUAUAGACACACGAUGCCGAAUAAAGCUUACAUAUACCCCCAUAUCGGUGAUUACAUUUAAAAACAUUUUACAGUCGUGAUCAAAAUGUUAUCUUAAAUGUAUAAUUAUUAUUUGAAAAAAUGUAAGUAGUUCUCAUCUAUUUGAUAUUUCUUUUCUUUCUAAAGUAGAACAUUGUAGACCAAAAUCAUUACAGAAUCAUAGAUUUAAAGUGUUUUUCCUACUGAUAAAAGUCUCAACAUUAUUACAUAACUCCACACCGAGAAAAAGUUAUUAAAUGAAUUUUUCGUGUGGACUAUGUUAAAUGCGUAAUAACCUCGCUCAAAUACUGCCUAUUUUAUUUUUUCAAAAGAAUUUCUCAGGCGCGUUUUCUGAUUUCAUUUUGUAUUCAACAUCAGUUGCAGCUAC
Messenger RNA from Mytilus californianus (California mussel), 2749 nucleotides. RefSeq lists its product as uncharacterized. The record is from RefSeq and is a predicted model, not a curated record. The coding region runs from base 371 to 1450 and encodes 359 amino acids. The transcript is spliced from 10 exons. Lineage: Eukaryota; Metazoa; Mollusca; Bivalvia; Mytilida; Mytilidae.